UGCAGCGUCUCAUUUAGAACAGCUGCCCACGCCAUGAAUUUCAUAACUUGCUAUGUUUGAAGUCGGCUCUUUGCAUAUUUACGCAGGAGAAAGUAAUCACGAUGAACAAAUUGAAUUCAUCAUUGAGAUAAUGAACGGAUCGUAAACGUCUCUGGUAUAAUUGAUGAAAUAAAUCAAACGGUGUCAACAAGACAAGAAAAAUGCCCGAAUCAAAUGGUAACGCAAGUAACUUCAAUUUUACAGCCAGUGUAUCGCUGGAACACGCUAUAAUUUAUAAAACAGCGUUCAUCCUGCUGUCAAUAGGGAUAACGGUGAACAAUGGCAUCGUGUUAUUGUUGUACCAAAAUAACCCAAGAAUGCAAUCGACAAGGAAUAUCUUUCUCGCAAGUCUUGCAUUUUCCGAUCUUUUAGCAGGAAUUGUUGUCAUACCAGUGACAAUGAACUGCUAUGCAGUGAGCGAUUUGAAUGUUUGUACUGCAUCUGGGGUACUUUUUCGUCUGUUGGCUUUCUCUACGAUUCUACACAUAUUGGGAAUUAUGUACGAGAAAUACAUGAGCAUAAUACAUCCGUUUUACUUGUUGGAAAAGAAAAGCCUUCGCUUCGCCAGUGGGUGUAUUUGGUCGACGUCCACUAUAGUCGCACUGGUACCAUUACUUUGGCUGCCUUUCAUCCCACCCAAAGAUCCUGACAUCGACAAGAAAGACUUCUUAUACUUUCUUAUCGCCUUUGUUGUGUUGUUUCUAGCACCGUUGGUGGCGAUCUUCUACGCCCAAGUGCGCAUGUAUCAAGAGAUUAGCAGUUCGUUCAACGCAAGAUUAAGUCAAAGUUCCAAUCAAACAACCAACGAAAAUGCUCAUCUUACAUCCAUAGACUCCGAAUCCAGCAAAAAAAGCAACACAUACAAAGCGCAAGACGAUGGUCAUGUGAAGAUGGCCAUCUUUCAGAAUCGCAGAGUUUUGAAGGCAUUUGCACUGAUGCUAGGAUCAUUCAUAAUGUGUUGGCUUGUUUGGUAUCUCGGAAUUUUUCUUCAUUUGAAAUUCCCGGAUAUUUCGAAACGCAUCUCCAACGAUACAAACCACAUGCUACAGCUUUUGGUUUUUCUUCCACCAUUAACCAAUCCAAUACUUUAUUCGUACUAUAAGCAAGAUUUCCGCGUCGCUUUGCGAUCUUUCCUGAAGAGAGCACGGAAAGGAGCCUGCUCUUAGGAUACUUUUCUUACUUGUUGUUAGUGAAACGAUGAAAAACACGAGUACAUUUUUUGUAAGUGUAUUACAAGUUGUAAAUGGCAGGGUGUAGCGUCAAAUUGUAACCAUUAGAAAGUUCUACAACAUAAAAUUUUAGUGUAGAGCUAGAACUUUCUUCUCUCUAUUGGCGAUAGCCUUUAAUAAGACUAAGGUUCGAAAGAAAGUUUAGGGGGAAGGGAGCGCCCUCAUAUUAUAAAAUGUAAAUAUCUGCAUAUACUAAUAAUCGAGUUUUAUCGUAAUAGUGUUCUAAAACAUGAAUGGCAGUAUAAAUUUGUAUGUCUUCCGUUAUAUAGAGUGUCAAUCAAUAUGUUGUAUCGAUAAAUAUAGCUACAUUGUAACAAUUAAUUUAUAAUGUAUUAUUCAAUAUAAAUACUUGCAUCAACCAA
Molecule: messenger RNA, 1630 nt
Organism: Xenia sp. Carnegie-2017
Lineage: Eukaryota; Metazoa; Cnidaria; Anthozoa; Malacalcyonacea; Xeniidae
Product: 5-hydroxytryptamine receptor 1B-like
Exons: 1
Coding region: 201-1205 (334 amino acids)
Biological process (GO): G protein-coupled receptor signaling pathway
Cellular component (GO): membrane
Molecular function (GO): G protein-coupled receptor activity
Source: RefSeq, a predicted model, not a curated record